UCAGGCGUGACCAUACCACGCGAGAUCCGGCCACGGGAGACCUCCUCACGGGAGCGUCAGACCUCAGCCCGGGCUGCCGGACAGUGGAAGCCUCCUCUAGACGAUUGUUUCCCACAGACAUAAUGUCAAGUGCAGACGACCAGCGACCACAGGCCUUUGCCAAACCCGCUUUCAGCGAGGCCCAAGCCUGGGCAGUCGUGGAGUCGGUGUUUGGGUUCAAAGUUUCCAAGAUCGAGCCCCUUCCUAGCUAUGAUGACCAAAACUUUCACGUGUGUGUUUCGAGAACCACGGACGGCCCCACUGAAUAUGUCCUCAAAAUAAGCAACGCAGAGUUCAGCAGAACCCCAGACCUAAUCGAGAUUCAGAGUCACAUCAUCAUGUUCCUGCAGGCGGCUGGAUUUCCAACAGCCUCUGUGUGUCGCACCAAAGGAGACAACGUAACCUCUCUCAUGUCUGUAGAUAGUGGUUCUGAAAUCAAAAGCUACGUGGUGAGGCUGCUGACGUACCUCCCGGGAAGGCCCAUCGCUGAGAUUCCCAUCAGCCCCCAGCUGCUGUAUGAAGUUGGAAGGCUGGCUGCCAAAUUGGAUAAGACACUGGAGAAAUUCCACCACCCAAAGUUAAAAUGUCUUUAUCGGGAGAAGUUCAUCUGGAAUCUGAAAAAUGUUCCUCUUCUGGAGAAAUACCUGGAUGCCUUGGGCCCGGAUCAGAACCGUGCGAUUGUGGAACAGGUCAUUCAGCUGUUCAAGGAUGAAGUGAGGACCAAACUAAGGCAUUUUCGAGAAUGUAUCAAUCAUGGAGAUCUUAACGACCAUAACAUUUUAGUAGAGUCCAGCAAGUCAGCCUUUGGAGAUGCUGCGUAUCACGUGUCUGGGGUUUUAGACUUUGACGACAUGAGCUAUGGCUACUAUGUGUUUGAAGUGGCGAUCACCAUCAUGUACAUGAUGAUUGAAAGCAAGGCUCCUAUACAAGUGGGUGGUCAUGUGCUUGCAGGGUUUGAAAGUGUCAUCCCUCUGACAUCAGUAGAGAGGGGUGCUUUGUUUCUCCUUGUGUGCAGUCGUUUUUGUCAGUCCCUUGUCUUAGCUGCGUACUCUUGCCAGCUGCAGCCAGAGAACAAUGAAUAUCUCAUGAUUACUGCCAAAAACGGGUGGAAGCACCUGCAGCGAAUGUGUGACCUGGGCCAGAAAGCUGUAGAAGAAAUCUGGUUUGACACUGCCAAGUCCUACGAAUCUGGGCUCUGCAUGUGACUGCAGAACAGUUCAUGUGACCUUGGGCAAUAACCCUAAUAGGAACAAAUCUAAGGAAUUUCCCUGCACAGUAAAAAAAUGAAUUGAUGGAACAGAUCAAUGCAUGUGAAGCCACUAAGGUCUUCAGAUAAUCUCAUGAUUAUUAAUUUUUAUUUUUUAAUGAAUGUAUUGGACUGACAUUGGUUAAUAAAAUUAUAUUGGUCUCAGGUGUACAAGUCUGUAAUACAUCAUGUGUAUAUUGUAUGUUUGCCACUCCAAGUCUCCUAUACCCUCUUCUACCUUCUCCCACCUGCCCUCCCAUGGUUUUUUAAACUGAGAAAUACUGUGUAAGCAGCGGUGUCUUUCUGUGGUUCUCAUUUGCCUUAUGUAUGAAACACACAGAAUAUUUUGAAUUAGAUAAUUGCUCGUCUAUUCCAGACCUAGUCAGCCUUCUAGCUUUCCGAAACACGUAAAAGUAGUAGUUUACAUAGGGACUGA
This is a messenger RNA of Artibeus jamaicensis (Jamaican fruit-eating bat), 1721 nucleotides long. It is a transcript of the gene HYKK, whose product is annotated as hydroxylysine kinase. The record is from RefSeq and is a predicted model, not a curated record. The transcript has 5 exons. Gene Ontology annotation, molecular function: amino acid kinase activity. Lineage: Eukaryota; Metazoa; Chordata; Mammalia; Chiroptera; Phyllostomidae. The coding region runs from base 123 to 1244 and encodes 373 amino acids.